UUCAACGGCCAUGACCGUGUUAGAUUUCAACUACCAGACACUAUUCUAAUAUAUUAUUUAUACGAUUUUGAACAAUAUAGAUAUUACAUCAUAUUUUUACUUACAUAUUUAGAUUUUGGAGUGAUUUUAUAAUCAAUAAUUUAAAUGUAAUGUUGAAUGGACUGAAAAUAGUUCCAAAUAUAGAUUUUAUAUUUUAUAUUUACUAAACAAUACAUAUUUGAGGCGAACUGAUUUAAAGUGCUUCAAGAAAAAAAAAACAACGAAAGCAAAGCUGAUACAAAUCUUGACCAAAAGAAGAAGAUUUUUAAAAGAAGAAGUUAAAGUGGUGAUGAUGCUAUUCAAAGUGUUUUUGCUUUCAUCGAUGAUGUUAUUGACUCAUGCUUUCAUCAUAUAUCUAUAAUAUAAUAUAAAGAGAGAGUUCACUAUUAUUAUAAAAACCAAGCUAAUGUAAUAUAUUUUCUUCCCACAAGUUGACAAAAAAAAAAGUAAUAUAUUUCUUUCCCCAGAAACACCGUAGACAUAAAUCAAUCUUCAAUUGGUAGUGAUGCAAUUUAAAAUCAAGCUACUAAAAUUGAAAAGUUUGUAGAAAGAGAGAUUUGUUUAUAUUACCUUAUAAAAAUAAACUUUUUAUUAAAAUAAAUUAUGCAAAUCCAUUGCAUUCAAUAUAAAUACAUAUAAAACAUUUGCUAGAAGUUCAGAAGAUAUUUGUUUACGCUACUUAAAUUUUAAGAAUCUCUCAACUCUUAAAAUUAUUAAAUUUCAUUCAAAUUCUUGUUCUAAUAACCCCCUCUUAGUUUCAUCGAUUGAUUUUUACUCAAUAAACUAACUACACCGAAGCUUCCGCUCACGGCCUAGUCUUUUAAUUAUUUUCUAAGCCUUAGAUAUUCUUUUUCCGAUGAGCUGUUGCCACAUGUUCACCACGCCGUUGACGACAAUGUAACAUACAUAUUAGUAUAUUACACACAGCCUGAUUACAUAGUACAUAUUGCGUACAUUAGGUCAUCAUCGAUCAUCAUAUGAUUCAUAUCCAAUGUUGAUCAUUGGAUCAUUAUCGGUCUUACGUGUGAACGGCCAUGACCGUUUUGGAUUUGAACUUUUGUCUAUAUAAGGGCCUUCUUUGCCAAAAACAAAAAAAGUCUAUAUAAAGACCUUACUUCCCUCACUUUCUCUGUCUAAGAAUAUUUCCUGAAUUGAAUAACAAAAAAAAGAAAAGAAAACAGAUUUGGUACUUGCCGCGUUGUGUUUACGCCGCAGGAGCCUUUCGCCCUCCUUCAAUAUACAAUGGAUGUCAACAGCCGCAGGAUCACGAACCAUCAGGUGUUCGUAAGUUUCCGAGGAGAGGAGCUUUGGUGUGGUUUCGUAAGCCAUCUGGUGGAAGCGCUUCAGAGACAUGGGAUCAACGUUUUCAUAGACAAACUCGAGAGCGUUGGCCAAGAUCUCUCCAACCUCUUCGCGAGGAUCGAGGAGUCCACCAUCGCUUUAGUCAUAUUCUCCAGGAGGUACACAGAAUCGAGAUGGUGCUUAGACGAGCUCGUGAAGAUCAAAGAACGUGCAGCUCAAGGCUUGCUCAAGGUCAUUCCAAUCUUUUUCAAAGUGGAACCAGUUACCGUGAAACAACUUCGUGGAGCAUUCGGUGAUAAGUUCAGGGAUCGAGAGUGGGAGUAUCGGUGCGAUAAACCAAGAACCGGUAGAUGGAAGGAGGCGUUAGCAUCUGUUUCUUGCAAAACAGGCCUGACCUUUGAUAGGAAAACUAAUGAGAGUACAUUCGUCAGGAUAAUCGUUAAGGAGGUCGAGAAAAUGCUACAACCACAAGGGAAGUUUGCGGUCCUUCCAUUUUCAGGAGGAGGUCAAGAUCAGAUGGAUAUAUCAAGAGACAGUGUUUUUGUGCACCAGAACUCUUACAUUGCUAACCAGAUUGUCCUAGUUUCCAAUACUUACAUGGACAUCGAAUAUCAGAACAGUGUUCUAAGGGCUCAGCUCGUUGCACUACGGGAUAGACUGCAGUCACUAAACUCUGUCAUUAAGAUGUCAGAAGGAGUCAUGGCAGAUGUCUUUCUCUUCACAGCCAACACUGGCCUCUGCUGAUAAUUUUUAAAUCUG
Brassica napus (rape) is the source of this 2100-nucleotide messenger RNA. RefSeq names its product protein PHLOEM PROTEIN 2-LIKE A8-like. Bases 1282 to 2085 code for a protein of 267 amino acids. The transcript has 3 exons. The record is from RefSeq and is a predicted model, not a curated record. Lineage: Eukaryota; Viridiplantae; Streptophyta; Magnoliopsida; Brassicales; Brassicaceae. Gene Ontology annotation, biological process: signal transduction.